AUCACUUCCCCGCUCAGCUGCUGUAGGGAACGCCAGCCAGCUCAGCCCUGAAGCCAUGCCCCUAGGUCUCCUGUGGCUGGGCCUCAGCCUGCUGGCGGCCCUGCACACCCAAGCGCAGGAUUCCACCCCCAACCUGAUCCCAGCCCCACCUCUGUUCAGGGUCCCGCUGCAGCCCAACUUCCAGCCUGACCAGUUCCAGGGGAAGUGGUACAUCGUAGGCUUGGCAGGGAAUGCAUUUAAGAAGGAAAAACAAGGCCAGUUUAAGAUGUACGCCACCACCUACGAGCUGAAAGAAGACCGCAGCUACAAUGUCACCUCCACCCUGCUCAGGGACGAGCGCUGUGACCACUGGAUCAGAACUUUUGUCCCAAGUUCCCGGCCCGGCCAGUUCACCCUGGGCAAUAUUAAGGGCUUCCCCGGGGUGCAGAGCUAUACCGUGCGAGUGGCGACUACCAACUACAACCAGUUUGCCAUAGUGUACUUCAAGAAGGUUUACAAGAACCAGGAGUACUUCAAGACCACCCUCUACGGGAGGACCAAGGAGCUGACCCCUCAACUGAAGGAGAACUUCAUCCACUUCGCCAAAUCCCUGGGCCUCACCGAUGAGUACAUCCUCUUCCCUGUUCCAAUCGACAAGUGCAUCGAUGACCAGUGAGGGUGCAGUGAGUAUGGCUGGGGAGGGGGCUGAUGGGAGCCAGGGUGCAGGCCUGCCUUUGCCCCCCCUGCCCAGGACUGCUGUUGUCUCUACUUCCCCGUCUCCCUCUCAGGUGCCUCCUGUCUCUCUGCUCCCAUCACCCUCCUGUCAGCCUUUGCCCGGCUUGGUGCCCAGCUGUCCCCACCAGUCCAGACACCGGUGACAGGAGAGAGUCCAGAGACCCUUCUCAUGGCACUGCCCACCAGCUGCUCUCCGAAGCCCCACCUUGCCUGCUAAAUAAACACAUGCCCCGGUC
Messenger RNA from Aethalodelphis obliquidens (Pacific white-sided dolphin), 950 nucleotides. RefSeq names its product lipocalin 2 (gene LCN2). The coding region runs from base 56 to 655 and encodes 199 amino acids. The record is from RefSeq and is a predicted model, not a curated record. Lineage: Eukaryota; Metazoa; Chordata; Mammalia; Artiodactyla; Delphinidae. Gene Ontology annotation, molecular function: small molecule binding. The transcript has 6 exons.